AGGUGACCUUCGUCUUCGCUGUUGUUGAAGAUCAUCAAAAUGAAAAUGUUUGGACGUCAGGAGAAGUGGUCGAUCAUGAACUAUUCAGACGAUGUCCAUGUACUUGUUCAGUUUUUGAGACGGAUAUCGAGAUUGACUUUUCGAAAGUUGUCAGAGCCGAAGAAUGAUUACUCAGCGAUCCCCUUCGGGUGGUUCCCUCUAUGGAGCGAGUGUUCUUUCCUGUCAUCGAGCUCUGCGCCAUCAGGGCUUGAGUCAUAAUGUCCUGUUCCAGCGCCUCUUCUCCUCAGCGCCUUCUGCAGAACGGUUCCCAUCAAGGCCAUGGCUCGGCUUCCGCGACAGAGAACGGCACUGGAGGCAGAAGACACAGCAUAGUGAGAACUUAUGACAGCACAAAGCAACCAACGGCAACGAAUAAGUGUUCUUAAUUUUCCAGCUGGGGAAAACGGAGGAGCCUUCUAGUUCUAGCAGAAAGGAUGACGUUCUUCAGAAAAGGCCCUUACGACGCCCGACAAUCUGAUGAAGAUCGAGAUACUUCUAGUAACAUUUUAGUACAGUGUCACUCUCAUCAUCAAAUCAAAAUCAUAAUCAUAAUCAUAAUCAUGAUGAAUACCUUCAUCAGGUUUCUUUGGGAAGUAGUUGAGUAGUCGCAGCUAUCCUCUGUUGUCUAAGUACGGCGGAUUCCGUAGAGGCUCACCUGCCAACACUGUUCCAUGGAACCGUGACGGACCUGCGUGUGACGAAGCAGCAGGGCAAAUAUGGCGCGGAUGUCGGGCUGAUAAAGGAUGUCGCAUUUGCGGAGGAAGCAGAUAUCAUCGAAAACAACUGCAGAAAUUGGAGCCCAUCUUUCACUUAAGCCAGCACUGAUGUUGUCUGUUGAUUAUACUCGUCAAGCAGGCAAGCAUGAUGAUACUUGUGAAGACUAUGUUCCACAUCAGAUGUCGAUGGAGCAAUUUGAGUGGCAAGAGUCAGAUUCUGACUCAGAACGAGACUUAUAAAUACCGUAGCGUAAGGUAAAUAACGAGUUUCGGGUUGCUCGAGUUGCAACGGGUUGCUCGGGUUGCCGAAGCGCAGGGGUUCCAAAUCUGGAACGGGUUGCCAGGAGAAUCCUGAUCCAGCAAAAUGGGGCGAAGCCGGGCGGUAUGGGGGAGCAUUCGCACGCUCGAAGUGAAGAAAUGAAGAAGAGCGCCGUUUUUGUUUUUUGUUGUUGCUCAUGAAAGGGGCAACCACGUGCGAGUGGCUCUGCAGCCUUUCCGGCUCUUUUGUUGUAGCGUGCGGGCGCGUGUUUGAAGCGAAAACAAGGAGCGCAGGCCCCUGCUCUCUGUUGUUUUUUUUGAGGUGGGUGGCGCUGUGGUGUGUCGUCUUCGAGUCGUUGGCGAUCUCUUCCUUUUUUCUUCGAUUGCGAGCGUGGCCAAUCUACUUGGGGGCUGAGAGCGAGUCUCCGUCUGCUGGCUUCAGCGGGCGACGUGUCCAGUCUUGGGCAUAGCAGUAAGUAUACUGGAGGAGGUAGCUAAACUGAAAUGGAUUGACGCGCUAGAUAUUUAUAUAUAUAUACGAGCGCAUCGCCAUCAGCAUGCAACUAGAAUGGCUUAGACGUCGUAAGUAGAUAGGGCGUCGCCGCUAGAUAUCUUACCCAUCUAGCUAGAUACCACACUACUCAGCUGAGAGAGGGAAUAGGUGGCCGCACUUCCUUGGCAAGAUAGGGGUAGUUGAUGGGGCCUUAAGGGCGCACUAAGAAGAAAGUCAAGGAUCAGGGACGCGGCGCGUGGUGUCCUGCGCUCCUGUUCAGGUCUCUCGUAGGGUCAUAAAUCUGCGCCUGAAGGGCGCCGCCCAAAAGAUUUGGGUUGGCAACUCGAGCAACUCGAGCAGCCCGGCCCGAUAUGGGUCAAAAAAAAACCUAACUCUAUUAUAGUAUUAAUUUUUUAUUUUUUUCCUUUGCAUCGAUCGCUCGGAGUAGACAGUUUGAUACUUAGACGCAUGCACUACGUGAACGGGAUCACUACGAGUCCACUGUCGUUGUAGAGCGCGAAAUCUAUUCACACAAUCGGUGUUCCAACAUGCUUCUCCUCUAAUCCGUUUUUCUGCAUAGGUACUGCUAGAAGUCUUCCCACAUGCUUCUCCUCUAAUCCGCUUUUCUACAUAGGGACUGCCAGCGCACAAAGGUGCAAGUCGGAGAUAAAGUCCUCUUCAAGGGGCUGCGUGUCGAUGGGGUGGGUAAAUCUGGGCGACCUAGGUUCUCGGCUGUAUCUGUUAUUGGCGGAACCGGCGGGCUAAAAGAACAUCAACACCAUAGAAGACGCGUUUUCUUUCAAGAUGUUGUUAAUGGCGCUAGACCAACCAGGCGGGAGCCGAGAGAUCAUCCAAGUCAAAAAUAUAACGCAGAAGCUAGAGCAGCAGCUACGGAGCGCCUUGGAACAGCAACGACACUAAAAAGCGCAUCGACGAAAGCUACAGAGGAAACAAAAGGCACGCCAGCAAAAGAACAAAGCAUGGCAACGGCAGCUUCUAAGGAAGACAUCGUGGCAGCAACGGGUAAAGGACAAGGCAUAGAAGCAGCCGAAGUGCAGUCAACUGCUGGUAGUAACGCCGAAGCAGGGGUAUUGUUUAUCAUUUUUGAGUACGUAGUAAAAACAAACAUACUCAGAACAAAGGAUUCCACUUCAAGUAUUGAUUUCAAUAUAACCAACGCCAGCACUACCCGUGAGUUUUUGUGCAGUGCGCAUGUGGGUAAAAGAGCAAGAAUGCUAAUGGCAAAAAAGUCUGUCCUUCUGACUGUCAACAUAGCACGUAGUUCUAAUUCCUACCAAAUUUCAGGUGGCUCCAUCUUCAAGUGCAGCAACGUUUCGAGUACCAGACGAGGGACAAACGGACUCUACUCAAGCAUUGCCGCGAAAAGACACUGAAUCCCGUGAGCCGCAGCCACCGUCGAGGAACGACAACGAUAAAUCAGAGUCGCGAAAACGCGUGCCCGUGACUGAAGAUGUAGACUGAAGAAAGGGUAGCCCAGCCAAAUAGAAGUCCUCAUUUUCGCUUCCAUGUAUGACGCCUUUCGGAAAGGGUGCGUAUUUACCGUUGCUUGUAGCGCAGUGCAGCCGCAGAGUAAUACACGGCUCGCUAUGAGGCACCACAUUUAUUUUCGCGCUGGUGCCGUGCAGAUCGCGUUUUUUCGGAGACUUGGAAGCAGAAAUCAGUAGGUGUGUCAUGCUGAUCUAUGAGAUAUCUUGUCUACAUGAUCGAGUGCGCGUUCUUGUUGUACAAUGAACUUUCUGUCAACGGACGAAUGGCGUCUUGAAAACUUCGUGCAGCCAUGCUUUUUGUUUUGUCAGUUUUUAUACAUAGAAACAACCACCGCACCCUGAAAAGCGAAAUUCGCCUGUCUUUGCAGUUUUUCUGUU
Molecule: messenger RNA, 3392 nt
Organism: Amoebophrya sp. A25
Lineage: Eukaryota; Dinophyceae; Syndiniales; Amoebophryaceae
Source: the annotation of a GenBank genome assembly